ACCACGGCGUCGACUGCGGCGGCGGCUCGGCAUACCCCUGAACCUUUCGGCGGAGUAGCUCUGCUUUCGCGCCUCGCGCACCAGUCCACUAGCGAUCCUCGAAGUGAGCGGGGCGCGCGCCCGCCACACUCACACGUGCAACCGAACUUUCCCUUCUCUUUUUCCUAAUUCGUGCACGCUCGACUCUCGUUCACAUAAUCGCGCUGCCCAUAUAAUCACGUCCACUGCUUCGCCCGCGCAACCUAUCAUACAGUACGUACAUAGUGCAUCUUCGUAGAAGUACAACAGUGCCGUAGCAAGGAUUCCAGGAAUAACAAUUGCAACGUCGCCAGGAUACCUAGGCUUUCAUACACAGUGUGCGCGAAGACAACAGUGCGAAAGAAGACUGGCGCAUGCGCGGCAAAGGUCGCGGCGCCGCUCGCGCUCUUUCUCUCCUCGCAGUCUCCGCGAGCCCAGAGAAUCAAUAGCAGCGGCAGCAGUAUUGCCGGCGCUGCAUCGGGGCCGCGAGAAGAUGGCAGCCGCUUCGUCGUGCCGAGACUAACCCCGAAGAUUCGGAUACCGCGAGCUAGCCCGUGAGGGUUCGCCGCCGACAUGGAUAUCGUGUAGUCGCGAAAUCCCUUUCACCCCCGUACGCGCCAUUGCGACACGAGCAGAGUUUCGCCGAGCAGCAGCAUCAGCAGCAGCAGCAGCAGCAGCAGCAGUCGAUCAGCCGGCCAGGAUAAUGGAGUCGAUGGCAAACCAGCUGCUCGUCUCUGGCAAGAGCCUUGACCUUACCGGAUACCACUCCACCUUCUACUCGCCACCACCGACCGAAGCAUCGAGGUCGGGCUACGACUCGAGCAGCGGGGACGACAGCGAGGUCGAGUACAGCUCGUCCGGGCUCUGCAAUCAAGCGGCCUCGUCCUCGCAGUCGACCAACCCCAGCAGCGGCGCUGCCAACAACUCAGGCCAAGGGAAACAUAUCAAUAAAGGUCGAUGGACCAAGGAAGAGGACGCUCUGCUGAAGCAGCUGGUGAGCAGCGCGGAGACGUCGGGGAACGGUCUGCGAUGGGACGGCAUCGCGUCCCACUUCCGCGACCGCAGCGACGUCCAGUGUCAACAGAGAUGGGCUAAGGUCGUCAACCCCGAGCUCGUCAAGGGCCCAUGGACCAAAGAGGAGGACGAAAAGGUGGUGGAGCUGGUGCAGCGGUACGGCCCGAAGAAGUGGACGCUCAUAGCGCGACACCUCAAGGGCAGGAUAGGCAAGCAAUGCCGGGAGCGCUGGCACAAUCACCUCAACCCCGGCAUCAAGAAGACUGCCUGGACGGAGGCCGAGGACCAGAUCAUCGUGGAGGCACACCGACGGGUCGGUAACCAAUGGGCCAAGAUCGCCAAGCUUUUGCCCGGCAGGACGGACAACGCCAUCAAGAACCACUGGAACAGCACCAUGAGGCGCAAGUACGAGGCCGAGGAGGGCAGGACGACCAGCACAAGAGGUCGAGGCAGGAGAAAAGCAGUGGAGACCAGUUCGUCGAAGGCUAGCGAACGCAAGCAGCAACGCAACCAGCACCAGCAGAUCACCUCGACGACGUCGCUCAACAGCCAAGACAGUCCUGCUGUUUCGGCCUUAACCUUCGCCAGCGAUCUCGAUCAACUCGACUGGGCGCGUGCGUGGGAACAGCAGCAGCAACAGCAGCACUGUGCCGAACAGCAGCAGCAGCAACAACAACAACAACAACAACAACAACAACAACAGCAUCGCAAUCUACACGUGGAAGAGCGACAAGUCGUCAGUGAUCCACUCGAUUCGCCCCCAAGACGAAACCGCGUCGAGUCCGUCUCGCCGUUCUCCAACAGGUUCUUUGGUUUGGAAAUGAGCGAACCGCAUGGUUCAAGGUCGUCCGAAGUACAACUACUACCCAUGCCCGACCUCGAAGAGGAAUCGGACUUGCAUGAAAGAGAAAAAACUAGUCCCCCGCCGAUCCUACGCAGGCGGCGAAACCUGCAGCUGGAGCAACAGCAGCAACAGCAGCAGCAACAACAACAGCAGCAGCAGCAGCAGCAGCACCAUCACCACCACCACCAUCACCAUCACCAUCAAAGAACCGACACUCCCGACAGUGGCAAUCAAUCAGACUAUCUACUACACUCGUAUCAACAGUCCUCAUCCUCGCAGAUCGGCACCGCGCCUUCUACUCCCAUCAAACAGCUACCCUUCAGCCCAUCCCAAUUCCUCAACAGUCUUAGCUCCGAUUCUGCUUGGCCUAGGGCGAGCACGCCUAGAGGGAGUCCUGGCCCGCUCACGACGCCGCAACCGUCUACAUUACGUCGGGAAGGUACGACGCCGAGAACGCCCACUCCUUUCAAGAAUGCGCUGGCUGAAUUGGAGCGACGGAGUGGCGCAACCACACAAUUGCCGGCAACUCCUAGUCGAUUGGAUGCCCUCACAGAAAUCAUCAAGCAGGAGACCGAUCGUGAGAGCCUUGCCGGUACAAGUAGUGGCAGCAUGCUUGGCGACUCGGGCUACGGCACCGGCAGACGUCGUGGCAAAGAGAACAGUGCACCCGGCGGCAAGAGAGCGCGAAAAGCUUUGUGUCAAGCCUGGUCUGGGACUUCUCACGACACCGGCUCUGAAAUGAGCUUCGCCGUUGAAACGCCGAGCAAAAGUCUGGAUACCUCAGUAUUGUUUUCGCCAGCCUCCAUGGCCUUAGACGACAGUUUUUUGGCAAAUGGGCCAAGCCCCGUUAAGACUCCCCACGACUUUGCGCCCGUACAGCGGAAGCCCAACGCCAAGAGAGCUAUAUCAUUUGAUACGUUCGACAGCCCAAACGACUACAGUCUGGCGCCGUCCAAACGUACAAAGACUAAGUUGGAAAUGCAGUGGACGGCGGUGGCUUGUGGUCGAACUCGAGACCAAGUUGAAAUGACGCAAGCGGCUCGGCAGUUUCUCACGAUCAAUGGAUUCACGCCGCUUCGACCGCGCUCCCUCAACUUCUGACCCGACUCCUUAGUCAAAGUCGAACAGCAGUGAGACAUCGUCCAAGAGGCGACGACCCGACUGAUAUUUAUGGACUAAUUGAGCACGAGUUUAUUCUUGUGAUUGUCAGUGCAAAAGAAUUUUCGUUUUUGUUUUUUUUUUAUUUUGAAAGAUAUUUUUACACGCGCGAAACACGAGAAAGCCCAAUAAAAUAUUAGCGAAAAGUGGCUCCGCUAUGCGUUUAUUUCAGUAAUACAAUGGUCGAUGAAUCUCAUCAAUCAUUAGUUUUUAGAGUUGCGUCGCGUAACUUGCGCCUGCGAUACUGUGCUCUCUCAGUUUUAUAUCAAUUUUCUUCUGUAAAGUUUCACCGACUCAUGCUUGUCUUAUUCCCGUUUGCCCGCUGCGGACAAUUUUCUUUUUUAAAGUGUCUAUCGUAGGGAAAAAAACUUUAUAUUAUACAUGUAUGAUGCACUACUUGUGUCGGUUUUCUAAUUUUCGUCUAGCGAAGAAAAUGAGUAAAUGAAAAAAAAUUAUAGCCGGUUUAUUUGAUAGAAUAUUAUAUUAUAAUAUAAUAUGAAACAUUAUUGCGGCCGUUAUGUACAAAGAGCCUUUGUAUGGAUAAUUUAAUUUACAACCAAACAAUAAAGUAGCGUUGAUCACGCAAAACGUACAUUUUGAAUUUGUUCAAUUUUGGUGUAUAUUAAUAAUGUAUAAAUGUUUAACCGUCAAAAGUCAAUACAAAUGGAAAGAAAAGAAAACAAUAUUUUUACUAAACUAUAUGUGGAAUGUGCCUGAACAAAAAUUCACGCAUAAAAAAAACACUCUUCAAAUACAUGUACAUACAUUGCUCAUUAUUCAAUACAAUUUUUUAACGUUUUCAUGAUUCAAUAUUAUAGAAUUCGUACACCGCAAGUAUUAUGCCUAUUGUCAAUAAUAUCAUGAGUAUAAGACUUCCUAAUCUCACUAGCAAGUUAUAUCAUCUCAAAAACAGUUUAUGUGCUUAAAUACUAAAAUCAAGCUCAUUGAUACUAUUUUAUUUAUAUAUGUAUAUAUAUAUUAAUCAUUACAGAAAAACUUUGUUAUCAGUACGUUUCAUGAUGUUGACUUGUCCUUUGGUUUGAUAAAUAUUGGAUGCUUUGUACUUAAAUGCAUUGUUUUAAAAAGCAACCAUCGAACCAAUUUGAGUUUUCUACAUAGAGUACUUGUAAAAAUGAUUCAUUAAAAACUAUAAAGACAACAAUAAAAUGCCAUUUGUCGUAUCUUACAAAUAUCAAUUGAAAAUAAAAAGUACGAUCAAUUCAUUCAUUUUGAUUUAAAAAGCAUUUUUCUAAUCGAUGUAUACAUUAGGAAUUCAUCAAUAGAAAUAAAAUCUUUUAUAACUUUUUUUAAAGUUACUAUUUAUGGAAAUAACUGGGAACUUAUAGUUUAUUAAAAAUUCUUAAUAAAUUUAUAUCAAUGAUAAUAUUGUUUUUUUCGACACGCUGUACGAAAAGUACGACUUUGCCGCACGUUCGGCGAAAAGCGUGCGAUCAAUUUCGCGCUUUUCACACGUUGUUUGAAAAAUACUAUACUUAACAUGUUCAGGAAAGAGAUUCUCGUCUUGCGUUUACACGCGAGUGAAGUGAGGAAUCUAUUUUUCCGUACUAAUCAGGUAAUUUACUAAAAUUCAACUUAUGCUUCUAUUAUGCAAUAUACUUUAUCCUAACUAUUGCGUUAUUAUAUAAUAUUUAUACUAAUUAAAUAUUGUUAUAUACGUCAUAAAAAAUAUACUCGGCUAGUAUGAAAUGCAUUAGUCACUAAACAGCUGAUUAGAUUUGUUUUAUUUUUGUCAAAGUUAUAAGAGAUUAUUAUACUUCAAUUAUUAAUCACAUUAUCAUAUCAGGUUCAAAAGCAGAAAGCUACAUUUUAUUUAAAAUUUUUUUUUUCGCAGCUUGAUUAUAUAAUGGUAAUGUGAAUUACUGCAAACAUCUAUAAAUAGAAAACUACUAAAUCUUUUUCAUUUUCG
This is a messenger RNA of Phymastichus coffea, 4961 nucleotides long. RefSeq names its product transcriptional activator Myb-like (gene Myb). Gene Ontology annotation, cellular component: nucleus. Bases 722 to 2977 code for a protein of 751 amino acids. NCBI's taxonomy places the organism in Eukaryota, Metazoa, Arthropoda, Insecta, Hymenoptera, Eulophidae. The record is from RefSeq and is a predicted model, not a curated record. Gene Ontology annotation, biological process: regulation of DNA-templated transcription. Gene Ontology annotation, molecular function: RNA polymerase II cis-regulatory region sequence-specific DNA binding; DNA-binding transcription factor activity, RNA polymerase II-specific. The transcript has 10 exons.